Molecule: messenger RNA, 2018 nt
Organism: Ciona intestinalis (vase tunicate)
Lineage: Eukaryota; Metazoa; Chordata; Ascidiacea; Phlebobranchia; Cionidae
Source: RefSeq, a predicted model, not a curated record
GAAAAUGAUUUAUUGAGACAUUACAGUAUUUAACGACAACGACGAAUAAAUGAUCAAGUUAUGGUUAAUGCAAACUGUUGGGUAUUGAAACCGGCAUAUAAACUUUCACAGUUAUAUUCAACUAUAGGUUCAAAAUAAAUACCUAAGCUGCAUGUUUGUUAUUGUAUGUAUGUAGGGGCGUUUACCAAAUUUCAGCAAGCUUCUCAAAACAAAAGGAAAGUUUUAGGGUCUUGUUUGUGUGGCAUCUUAAAGGUUAUAACACGAAUACCUUAUUUUUCGCACGCAUGUAGUAGGGUGGGGGGAAACGGGACCAUGGCCUACUCAAUAAAUGUAUUAAGUUAGCUAUGACGGUGUUUAAAUAUCUCUAUUUACAGGUACCCGUUUAACGACGAACAAAACAAAUGUGACAUUGUUAUUCAAUAUUAUUGUCACGGUCCAACAAAGUGCACGGCAUUGGUGGUUACUUUAUGCUACGAUUUUGCUAUGGUUUGUGAGCUCAUUUGCUAUGGUUGUAAAUAUCGCAACGAAUGCAAUUAUUUCGGUGUAAUACCGAUUUUAGCGGUUUUGAGAUUUCAAAUUAAUACCAAAAUUCCAAAUUUAUUAACGAUUGAAAUAAUGGAAUGUAAGUUUCAACAAAAUGUGUAAGCUACAAUAGCUUGAACAUUAAUCUGUAUGUACAAAGUUACAAGUACAUCAAACAAAAACCCUUUUUUGUCUUUAGCAAAUAUUCUGCAAUAACUUAUCCACACAGACAGGGUAUAUAUAGUUAUACAGCAGUGAACUUGUUUAGCUGGUCGCUUACAUAAUGGCUGCGACUGUCGAUAGCUUUCAAAUUGGACUGGGUCAAAAUCUUUGCGAGGUUUUGUGGAAAGAUGAACACGUUAGCAGAUUUCACGCGAAAUGGCUUCGGUUCAACUGCAGAUGCGUAAAAUGUUAUUCGGAAGUUGCUGCCACAUAUUUAAUUGAUGUCCCAUCUUUCCCAUUGGAUAUGAAAAUCGCAACAGUAAAAGUUGAAGAUUCUACAUUCAAAGUUUCAUUCGCUGGCGAUGACCACGUUUCUAUCCUUCCUUCUGAUUGGCUGCGCUCAAAAUGCUAUUGUGACGUAUGUUUGGAGUUGAAAUUACAGAAAGCUGACGUCAUCACACAGUAUAUUGAAAGCAACGCUGGAAAGAAAAAAGAAAUCCCACAAAUGGAAUAUGAGGAUAUAUUGACCAAAGAGGGCAUGUUUAACUGGAUCGGUCACGUUAUAACUUCCGGAGUUUGCAUCGUAAGAAACGUUCAGCCAACGCCUGAGAAAUUGGAAGAGAUCGCAGAGAGAGUUGCAAACAUUGAAGAAACUACUUACGGGAAGCUCUCCGUUGUAAAAAUUAGCUCCACUGAAGGUAAUGCAGCUUAUUCAAAUAUUAAGUUGCCAUUUCACCAAGACCAAACCAUGUACGAAAAACCACCAGGAAUUGAAUUUCUACAUUGCAUGAAGUUCGACGAAUGCAUUACGGGCGGGGAAACAAAAAUAGUCGACCUUUACGAAGUUAUAAAUAUCCUGAAAAGAGAGUCCCCCGCAGAUUUUCAAACCCUGGUUGAAGUACCUGUCAUCUACUCUACUAUAGAUUAUAAACGAACGAAUAAAGUUUAUUUGCAUCAUCAAAAACACGUCGUAGUGUUAGACUACUUUGGCAAGGUUGUCGCUAUCAACUGGCAUCCUGCGUUGCUGUCGACUUUGCAAGUAAGAGAAAAAGACGUGGAAAGAUAUUACGAAGCUCAUGUAAAGUUGUUACAAAUUAUUCGCAGAGAUGAACUACAUUUUACCCACCGUAUGCAACCUGGUGAUUUGGUUGUGUUUAACAACAGACGAGUGUUGCAUUCUAGGAACAAAUUUGAAGCCAACGGAGGCGAUAGACAGUUACAGACCACUUAUGCUAGUGCGGAUAACUGGAAAAAUCGCUACAUGACGUUGGCGCAUCAGCUGAAUCGAAAUGUGGUCGCACCAAAAAUUGGAAAUGGUUCUUCAAUUUGAAAAC